Branchiostoma floridae (Florida lancelet) is the source of this 1876-nucleotide messenger RNA. RefSeq names its product cyclic AMP-inducible protein BP74-like. The transcript is spliced from 4 exons. The record is from RefSeq and is a predicted model, not a curated record. Bases 473 to 1876 code for a protein of 467 amino acids. Lineage: Eukaryota; Metazoa; Chordata; Leptocardii; Amphioxiformes; Branchiostomatidae.
UCUGGUCAGUCCACGGUAACCUUGAUACCGUCAGGUUACCCUUUCGGUCGGAAAAGACCUGACCAACAGCAAUAUGAUCAAUUCUCAACAUUUCGUGAUCAUGAUAGAAAUUGGGUAAGCUUGGACUUAUUAGACCCAGCCGUCGCAUAUCAUUGUGACCCUGGUAUGAUGUUUUCUCAAUUGAACUAGAGGCGCCUCAGGCCAACAGCACAACCAUUGUCCUUCAUUGCACUUAUCUACAGGAGUUCCCGUGAGAAUCUUAUCUCCAAGCAGAUGUUGGGACUCAGGGUCGUACCGUUUUCUUGCACUUUGCUUUUGUCGCUUUAAUUUGAAUAUACGGUAGCCUUCAAGACUCCAUAUUGUCUGCUCAACAAAAUCAGUUUUGCUUAUAGCGAUGAUGACCAUAGACUACAAGCUGAUGAUGUAGCAUGUUUGAUAUUUUCUGUGCGUUGUUUUUGUUCUGUAGACAACCAUGGCCUGCAAGCUGACGAUGUUCCUGGGCCUGACCGCCCUCCUGACGCUGCUGAUGGUGCACCCGGCAGAUUCGCUCAGGCAGAGGAGGAUGGUGCCACAGGAGGUCUUGGCUCUGGAGGAUUUGAUCAGCAUCUUGACUGACGAUGCCGACAUAGACGAGAGCGCCAAGGUCCUCCGGGGUGACAGUGAUGAGGAGCAUUAUGAAGGGGAUGGUCACGGCCAUAAGCUCUUUAGGAAGGAUGAUGAUAGUGAUGAGGAACAUUAUGAGGGGGAUGGUCACGGCCAUAAGCUCUUUAGGAAGGGAGGUGACAGCGAUGAGGAGCAUUAUGAGGGGGAUGGUCACGACCAUAAGCUCUUUAGGAAGGAUGAUGAUAGUGAGGAACAUUAUGAGGGGAAUGGUCACGGCCAUAAGCUCUUUAGGAAGGAUGAUGAUAGUGAGGAACAUUAUGAGGGGGAUGGUCACGGCCAUAAGCUCUUUAGGAAGGAUGAUGAUAGUGAGGAACAUUAUAAAGGGGAUGGUCACGGCCAUAAGCUCUUUAGGAAGGAUGAUGAUAGUGAGGAACAUUAUGAGGGGGAUGGUCACGGCCAUAAGCUCUUUAGGAAGGAUGAUGAUAGUGAGGAACAUUAUGAGGGGGAUGGUCACGGCCAUAAGCUCUUUAGGAAGGAUGAUGAUAGUGAGGAACAUUAUGAGGGGGAUGGUCACGGCCAUAAGCUCUUUAGGAAGGAUGAUGAUAGUGAGGAACAUUAUGAGGGUGAUGGUCACGGCCAUAAGCUCUUUAGGAAGGAUGAUGAUAGUGAGGAACAUUAUGAAGGGGAUGGUCACGGCCAUAAGCUCUUUAUGAAGGAGGAUGAUAGUGAGGAACAUUAUGAGGGUGAUGGUCACGGCCAUAAGCUCUUUAGGAAGGAGGAUGAUAGUGAGGAACAUUAUGAGGGGGAUGGUCACGGCCAUAAGCUCUUUAGGAAGGAUGAUGAUAGUGAGGAACAUUAUGAGGGGGAUGGUCACGGCCAUAAGCUCUUUAGGAAGGAUGAUGAUAGUGAGGAACAUUAUGAAGGGGAUGGUCACGGCCAUAAGCUCUUUAGGAAGGAUGAUGAUAGUGAGGAACAUUAUGAAGGGGAUGGUCACGGCCAUAAGCUCUUUAGGAAGGAGGAUGAUAGUGAUGAGGAACAUUAUGAGGGCGAUGGUCACGACCAUAAGCUCUUUAGGAAGGAUGAUGAUAGCGAGGAACAUUAUGAAGGGGAUGGUCACGAUCAUAAGUUCCUUAAGAAGGGGGGUGACAGCGAUGAGGAACAUUAUGAAGGAGACGACCGAGUUGCAGGACUUCUUGGUGCUCAGUGGAGUGAGCGGGUAAAAAUCCUCGUGUAUGCAUACAGUACUUCACCUGAGGUUCGCCAGAGGGCGUGA